Messenger RNA from Lobosporangium transversale, 2584 nucleotides. RefSeq lists its product as hypothetical. Bases 343 to 2580 code for a protein of 745 amino acids. The transcript has 3 exons. The record is from RefSeq and is a predicted model, not a curated record. Lineage: Eukaryota; Fungi; Mortierellomycota; Mortierellomycetes; Mortierellales; Mortierellaceae. Gene Ontology annotation, molecular function: protein binding.
GCAUUGUCCAAUUGUGUAUGUAGAGGAUGCAUAAAAAAAAAAAAAAAAUUUACCCUGCUCUAUAUACCCUCUUUGUCCUUCACUCUCUUUACCCUUUUUACCUUCUCUCUUUCUUUUUUUGCACCUUGCUCGACCUUUCCUCUCCAAUAACCUCAGUUGUGCCUGUUGUUUUCUUCCAUGGUGUCGUUUUGCUUUUGAGAUUAUACCCAAUACAACACUCAAUUGAAAAAAUUGCCAAUAUAAUAAUAAUAAUAAGAAUAGUAAUAUCAAUAAUAACAAUAUUAAGCAGCAACUACACCAUCUACCGUAUUAACUUUUGUCGUACAUUUCGACAUACUUUCAAUGCCAGUCUACUCAAACCCUGACGGACUUGUGGCUGACUUUUUACGUCUCGUCAACUCACCUCUUGGUGCAGAUGUGCGUUUUAUUGUCGGGGAGGAAAAGGUGGUCAUGCAUGCCCACUCUUUGAUCUUGCAGGCCAGAAGUAGUUACUUUGCACGCGCAUUGAACAGUGACUGGAAGGAAUCCAAUCAAGGCGUGAUCUACAAACCCAACAUCCGCCCCGCCGUCUUUGAACGUGUUUUGCAAUACAUCUAUGGUGCAAAAAUCAUAAUCGAUGAUGGGAACGAUGAGAUGAUCAUGGAGCUCAUCAAGGCUGCUGAUGAACUCUCUCUCGAAGAUUUACUACAUGGAUGCGAAGAGCAUGCGUCGUCUACUAUCUGUCGGACCAACGUACUGGAUAUGGUCCAUCUAGCCUCUCAACAUAACUUGAAACAGCUCAAGCCAGAAUGUCUGGACUUUAUUGCCAUGAACAUUGACUAUUUGAAGAGAGGAAAGCCUAUUCUGACCUUGGAUGCUGAUGUGCUGAAAGAUAUUUUGUCAAUGGAUCAACUGGAUUUAGACGAACUGGAGAUCUGGAAGAUUGCAGUUCGCUGGGCUUAUUAUCAACAAGGUUUACCAGACUGGGAUCAAUGUCCGCUCCUAGAGUUCCCCAAGGGCUCAGGAUGUGUGAUUGUUCAACCUAUAGCCGACGAUGGCUCCGUAGAGUACCAGGAUGGCCUUGAUGGGACUGGAGAAGAGGGCUAUAUUGACGAUGAGGACGAGGAUGACCUUGGGGAUGCAAGGAUCCCCAUUCGUGGAACCAACAUCCGAAUUGAACAACAAACACAGAAACAAAACCAUUCAGAUCAAGAUGAAGAUGGGUUAACGCACCCUACAACAUCUGUCUUUCAACUUGCCACGUCUCAUAAAGUGGUCCAGAUGCCAGUCUCGGUCCAUGAGGGCCUUCGGCAACAGAUUGCGCCAGUGUUACCCGCUAUUCGGUUCAUGAGAAUUCAGAGCGUGGAUUUCUUGAGGUUGAUCGAAGGGACGGGCCUGGUUCCGGCACAGCUGUGCGCAAAGGUUUACAGGUACCAUGCUGUACCAUCGAUGGCAGACCCUUAUCAGACUUCAUUGAGAAGAAGGAUGGCAUUUUCAACCAUUCUAAGUAAAGAGAACAAGGAGGUGGUUAUAGAAUGGCUUCAAGCGGCCUUGCAAGGAACCCUAGCAUCCACAGGACCCAUAGCAGUUACAACAACGGCAUCAUCAACGUUAGUUUCAGCAGUGGGUACAGGUGCAGUUGCAGCUGUGACAGGGCCGACGACAGCCAGUUCGUCAAGGAGGAUUAGCACAGGAAUGUACAAUAUUAGUCCAUCAUCACCAAUAUAUUUCAACACUCUGUCCUCAUCUCCAUCGGCUGUCUACUAUUCCACGACAACCCCUCCACUGGCGCCUUUGUCCUCCUUAAUAAACGCUCGCUCGCCGCCAUCCCCAUUGCUCACUCGAGGAUUUACAUCCUCUUCCCCAUCUUCAUCCUCAUCAGUGAUGACUGGAUCAUCCUCAGCUCCUCUAAACCGAACGACCAGAUCCGGAAGUAGCCCCUCUACAUAUCCUCAAUCACAACAGCAUCAGCAUCAAAAGCCAACAUCAACAUCACUCACUCCUCCACCCAAGCUCAUUUUACAGUAUAGGGCAACGCGCGAUGGGUUUGACGCCGCCAACUUCCAUAUGGCCUGUGACCAGCGAGGUCCGACCUUGACGGUGGUCCGGACUGAGAACGGGGCGAUUUUUGGAGGAUACAAUAGCUGUUCGUGGUCUAGCCAUCCGUCAGGAGUAUACUCAACAUCACGAAGCAAUUUCUUGUUCACUCUAAAGAGCGGAGUUGCAAGCAUGAUGAGCUCUAAUUCACCCAUAUCGGCAGCGACUGGACCAGGGUCAAGGCCAGGAUCAAUGUUAACUUCUUCUCUAUCAACAUCCUCGCCCUCAUCAACGCUAUUGGCUCCUUCAAGAGAGAAUAUGGUUUAUUGUAUCAAAGGCGAUGGAAUGGCAGCCGCCUAUAGCAAAGCGGAUUAUGGACCCACAUUUGGAGUAGGACAUGAUUUGUAUCUGGCAUCGAACUGCAAUAUGUCUUGCAAUUCUUCUUCGACGCUGCCAGCGACAUAUCACGGAGCAGGAGCUUCUUCCUUGGCGUUAGCAGGAUCGUCCUGCUUCCGUGUACAGGAAUAUGAAGUUUUCUUGGUGCAAUCCUCACCCUCAGCAUAAUAGG